AUGCCCGGUGGGAGCGACAGGAGGCGUUCUCAGGCUCCUGGACGAGCAAAUGCUCGAUAUGAUGGGCAGGACUCCCGUGCCCGUUCUGACAACCCACUCCUGACAUCGAUGACCGACUCGUACUCAGGCGGACCGUCCCAGUUGGCUCGCCGCCAUGAACGUCAACGCCAGUCACUCUAUCCUACUUAUACUCUCACCCAAGACCGAGCGACCGAUGAGCGUCAAACCUCCGCCUACAGCACCAACGCCAGCCGUGGCCCCAACUCAAUCCCGGACCGGACUCUGGGCCGCGGAGUGUCACCGUACCCGAGGUCAUCAGAAGUCACGGGGGAUUUCGCGACAAGUUCUUCGAGACAGGCCCUCCCUAACCCGACUGGGGGUUCCUCCAGUAGCCACCAAGCCCGCCGCCGCUCCACGUCCAGAGAGCGAAGAGCGGCGCGCCUUGUUUCCUUUGCCGAUCGCCUCCCGCGUCAGUCGGAUCGGAGACCCGAAGGGCACUACCGUAGCGGCGAGUCCGGAGCCACACGUCGUUCCGAGAAUGGAGAUCGCUUGGACGACAAUUUCUCGCUGUUGGUGUCCUACACGACGACCAGCUGUCGUUCCCCGAGGAGAAGGGGACAGGGGGACUCCUCGGAGUCCGCGGACAGCCACUCACACCAUGACCGCACCGGAUCUACCAGUGACCUCGGGCUCGGCUAUGGGUACAUCAGCGCCGUGGAGUUCAUCUGA
Messenger RNA from Chaetomium strumarium, 729 nucleotides. RefSeq lists its product as uncharacterized. The transcript is spliced from 2 exons. Bases 1 to 729 code for a protein of 242 amino acids. The record is from RefSeq and is a predicted model, not a curated record. NCBI's taxonomy places the organism in Eukaryota, Fungi, Ascomycota, Sordariomycetes, Sordariales, Chaetomiaceae.